Messenger RNA from Pseudoliparis swirei, 2299 nucleotides. RefSeq names its product junctional adhesion molecule 2a (gene jam2a). The transcript is spliced from 11 exons. NCBI's taxonomy places the organism in Eukaryota, Metazoa, Chordata, Actinopteri, Perciformes, Liparidae. The record is from RefSeq and is a predicted model, not a curated record. Gene Ontology annotation, biological process: leukocyte tethering or rolling. Bases 317 to 1252 code for a protein of 311 amino acids. Gene Ontology annotation, cellular component: cell surface; tight junction; protein complex involved in cell adhesion.
AGCCUCGCCACAGGAGACAGGACGUCCACCGCGCGCCUUGUCAUAGUAACCCGAGGCACGCCGUUCCCCUUUCCAGAUCUCUCCGCCAGGGCACCGGCGUCUCUGAGCGAUCAGUCCCGGAGGCGCGUGCCGCUCAUCCGCUCACCCUCUCCGCGGCUCCGGUCCGAUCGCUUCCCCCCCUCCCACAACAGUUAUUUCCCUGGAAGCUGGAUGAAUUAUUGGAGAGUUGUGAACAAGUGCGAGAAGAAAGCUGAGGCUCGGGAUCUGCCGCCUCGCGCCGUCCUGGGAAGACUCGACUCGAGAGUUGUGGACCACAAUGGAGGGGACGUCCCUGUGUCUGCCUAUUGUUGUUUUACUGAUGCAAUGUUCCCCCUCCGUUCCCGUCACCGUGACGACCGACAAACACAAGGUGGAGGUGAACGAGUUCUCAGACGCGGUGCUGUCGUGCACGUUCCGCACGGAGAAGGACCAGAACCCGCGCAUCGAGUGGAAGAAGAAGGGGAAAGAUGUGUCCUUCGUGUACUUUGAUGGACACUUCAAAGGUCCCUUUGAGGACCGCGCCACGAUCGACGGGGCCACCGUCACGCUGAGGAGGGCGACCCAGGAGGACGCCGGGGAGUACCGCUGCGAGAUCAGCGCUCCUCUGGACACCGUGAACCUGGGCGAGACCAACGUCACGCUCAAAGUCCUCGUGCCCCCACACAUCCCGUCCUGUGACAUCCCCAGUGGGGCAGUGACAGGCUCCGUGGUGCAGCUGCGCUGUCAGGACCAGCAGAGCAUCCCGCCUGCCACGUACACCUGGUUCAAGGACAACGCGGCCAUCAGCCAGCCGCGCAGCGCCAACGCCACCUACCAGAUGAACUCACACACGGGAGUACUGGAGUUUAGAGCCGUAGCCAAAGAGGACACCGGGCGGUACAGCUGCCUGGCUUCCAACGGCGUGGGGCGGCCACAGAGUUGCGAGGGCAAGCACAUGACGAUAGAGGACGUCAACGUGUCGGCCGUGGUGGCGGCGGUGGUGGGGGUCUGCCUGGUGGUGGUGGUCUGCGGAUGCGGGGGGUACCUCUUGCACCGCAACGGCUUCUUCAGCCCAGGACACAGAGGAAGGUCAUUUUGGAUCUCCCAGUGUCAUGGUGCAGCCCACAUCAGCAGCCAAACCCUGCACAGAGCUGAGGACACGUCCAAUGUUAACUACGUCCCUCCGCCCCAAGAUCCACAGGAUUUCAAACACACCCAGUCGUUCAUGCUCUGAGAAGGCGGCCUUCCUUUUCGAGAACUCGUCCGCCUGGUGACAAGGUGCCAAACAUCAGAUUCUCUGAUUUGUUUUGGUUUUAUCGUCUCUGGACUCUGAGCGAGCUCCGUGGUCUUCUUUUCCAAACCCCGAAACCCUUUGUCACUUCCUUUUGGACGGCAAGAAAAGAAGAAAACAUGUGCAAGGCUUCUUCCUCUUCCUCCUCCUCCUCUCUCCCCUGGGUCGUCUUGGUCACUGAUGUUUUAUUCCGCUCUUUUGGGAAUUAAGUCUAUUUUCCUGGUGUUCUGCUGCCCCCUGGUGGUCAGGUGGUGAACUACAAAUCGCUCUUUUUCCUGAAUGACCCAGGAACGAGAGGAGCCUUUCUACACUCUGUUUCCGCCCUCUGCAGGCCAAUCCUGUGUAACUUCCUUUUUGACUUCUUUCACUAAAGACUGACUGAUUUAGUUGUAGUAGUUUUGCUUUUCCAAUUCUGCUCGAGGCCAUAGAAACAGCAUUGUUUUCAAUCCACACAAAAGUUAAUGCUUCUCAAACAUGUAUCUCAAUGUCCGCCAAUGUUUAGUGGCCCCUGGGACCCCGGUGUUAGAGAAGACCCUUAUGGUCUUAUUGACGACAUAAAACCACGGAUGUGUUAAAUAAUACAUUUGUGCAUGAAAACCAGUCCAGGAGAAUAGGAAGCCACUCCAGCCAAUUAUAUUGAGACCAACCCCCCCAUUCCACCCUAAUGUGCCUGCAUGGUCUUAUAUAUAUAUAUAUAUAUAUAUAUAUACACCAUACACACACAUUUAUAUACCUUGUGCCUUUUUAAUUUGUCAUAUUUAUCUAUGGAUCACACUUGCCUUACUUUUUUCUGUGCCACUGUUUAUCGAUGUUUAUCAAACUGGAGAGUCUGCCUAUAGACAGUGUGUGAAUAGGUUGUUCAGAGUUUUAUUUGAAUGGUGUAUAUGUAAUAAAACGUUUUUAUAUUCAAAAACCUGCUGGCAGUCAUUACAGAUCACGUUAACAGUGAUGAAAAAUAAAGUAUGUUUAUUAAACAUUUAAACUCCACUA